UUUAAAAGUGCCUUCUUAACUUUUAAGCGUCUAACAUGUACGAGCUAGUGCUUCUUCUCGGUACAUUAACCUUAGUCUUCUAUAUCUGGCAAAGGAGAACCUUAUCCUUUUGGAAGCGCCAUGGAGUAAAAUACAUCAGUCCGCUGCCUAUUUUCGGCUGCACCCGGGACUUUUUGAUCGCAAGAGUGCCGUUUUUCGAGCAAAUCCAAAAAUUUCAUGAAGCCCCUGGCUUCGAGAACGAGCCUUUCGUUGGAGUAUACAUGACUCAUCGUCCGGCUCUUGUAAUUCGCGAUCUAGACCUUAUUAAGACGGUGAUGAUCAAAAAGUUUCAAUACUUCAACAACCGCGCACUGCAAACUGACCCACACAACGACGCCCUUGGAUAUAACAACCUCUUCUUUGCACGAAGCCCAGAAUGGAGGCAGUUACGCACAAAAAUCUCUCCAGUUUUUACGACUGGCAAGAUCAAGCAAAUGUACCCUCUAAUGGUGAAGAUUGGAAAGAACCUGGAGGAUAGCGUCGAACGCCUAGGCAGUGGUACUGAAGUCCAAGUCAAGGAUCUUUGCGCCCGAUUCACCACUGACCUAAUAGCGACUAUAGCUUUUGGCGUCGAGGCUAACGCUCUGCAGGACACCAAGAGCGAGUUCUUCUACCACAAUAAGGCUAUAUUUUCGAUCACUUUAAGUAGGGCCAUUGACUUUGCCAUUAUUUUUAUGCUUCCUUCUCUGGCGUCACUGGCCCGUGUGAAACUCUUUUCUAAGGAAACCACCAAGUUCAUUCGGUCCAGCAUCAACUUCGUACUAACGGAGCGCGAACGGACAGGCGAAAAGCGAAACGACCUCGUCGACAUUCUUCUUGCUAUUAAGCACGAGGCUGCUGCCAACCCGAAAAAGUUGUCAAAGGAGUUUGACUUGGACUACUUAGUUGCCCAGGCAGCCAUUUUUCAAACCGCCGGAUUCGAAACUAGUUCGUCGACAAUGACGCUGUCGCUUUAUGAGCUGGCCAGGAACGAGGCUCUGCAGGAACGUCUGCGGGAAGAGAUCGUUGAUUUUUUCGGUGACGAUGACCAUAUAAGCUAUGAGCGUAUUCAGGAGAUGCCCUACCUAUCUCAGGUUGUCAACGAGACACUCCGCAAGUAUCCUAUCGUGGGCUAUGCAGAACGUGAGUGCUCUCAACCGGCGGAAGGUGAGCGAUUCAACCUAAAACCUUAUCACAACAUGGAGCUGCCGCACGGGAUGUCCAUCUAUAUGUCCACUUUGGCCAUUCAUCGGGAUCCCCAGUACUGGCCGGACCCAGAGAAGUUCGAUCCGGAGCGCUUCAGUCCGGAGAACCGCGAAAAUCUUAACAUGGACGCAUACAUGCCUUUUGGUGUUGGACCGCGAAACUGCAUUGGCUUGCGGUUGGGUCUGCUUCAGUCUAAGCUUGGACUUGUGCAUCUUUUGCGCAACCACAAGUUCCACGUGUGUGAUCGAACUGUUAAAAAGAUCGAGUGGGCUCCAGUUAGCCCGGUUAUUGCUUCUAAGCACGAUGUUGUCCUUCGAUUGGAGAAGGUUUCCCGGAACUAAGUUUUUGGAGAAAGAUUACCUACGAAAUAGAAUUGUGAACUUACAACCGACAAAAUAAAAAAUUAAAAAAGAGAGAA
This is a messenger RNA of Drosophila santomea, 1642 nucleotides long. It is a transcript of the gene Cyp6w1, whose product is annotated as probable cytochrome P450 6w1. Gene Ontology annotation, biological process: insecticide catabolic process; response to DDT. Lineage: Eukaryota; Metazoa; Arthropoda; Insecta; Diptera; Drosophilidae. Gene Ontology annotation, molecular function: oxidoreductase activity, acting on paired donors, with incorporation or reduction of molecular oxygen; monooxygenase activity; heme binding. The transcript is spliced from 2 exons. The coding region runs from base 36 to 1565 and encodes 509 amino acids. The record is from RefSeq and is a predicted model, not a curated record.